Molecule: messenger RNA, 965 nt
Organism: Arabidopsis thaliana (thale cress)
Lineage: Eukaryota; Viridiplantae; Streptophyta; Magnoliopsida; Brassicales; Brassicaceae
Product: 2-oxoglutarate (2OG) and Fe(II)-dependent oxygenase superfamily protein
Exons: 4
Coding region: 122-802 (226 amino acids)
Biological process (GO): DNA damage response
Molecular function (GO): 2-oxoglutarate-dependent dioxygenase activity; iron ion binding
Source: RefSeq, marked reviewed
UUGAUUUGAUUUUAUGGAAUUAAUUGUAAAAGACUUGGGGCUAUUUAUAUGAAAGUUUCGUGAUUUUCAUUGAUAAGUAGGUCGUCAAAGAAAUAGAGAAGAAGCCCAAAAAAAUAAAAUAAUGGACGAAGAAGCAGAGAAUUUGAGAGCAGCUUUUGGCGAUUCAUCGGAUGAUGAAGAUAUCGCAGAUCGGCCGGGAAAAGAAACCAUAGGGAUCGGAGAUUCGGCGGUAUGGGAGAGAGUGGAGGAGAUAAAUGGUUUAUGGCUCUAUAGAAACUUUCUCUCUAUUGCUCAUCAGUCUCAUUUACUCUCCGCCAUUCUAAACGAAGGUUGGUUCGUUGAAGAAUCUAUUAACCAGGCGAUGAGAUUUGGUGAUCUCCCUUCAUGGGCAACAGAACUAUCUGAUCUCAUACGCGAGACACUGGAAUCUGUUGAUCUUCCGGUCUUGUCUGCUGAUUUACUCUGGAGAGAACCUCUGUUCGACCAGCUCAUUGUCAAUUUGUACCAACCAGGUGAGGGAAUUUGUGCACAUGUUGAUCUGCUGCGUUUUGAAGAUGGGAUUGCCAUCGUCUCUCUGGAGUCACCUUGCGUGAUGCGGUUCAGUCCCGCAGAAAAGAACGAAUAUGAAGCUGUGGAUGUUUUGCUGAACCCGGGAUCUCUCAUUCUCAUGUCUGGAGAAGCUCGGUAUCGAUGGAAACACGAGAUUAAUCGAAAGCAGAAUGGGUUUCAGCUAUGGGAAGGAGAAGAAAUUGAUCAGAAACGAAGAAUCUCCAUUACCUUGAGAAAGCUAUGUCAAGCCUAAGGGUGUUAUCAAUCCGAUUUUAAUCCUUAUUAGAGCCUAGAUACCUCUUUGUAGAUCAGAACUUUUAAUGUUAAACUUGGACUAUAUCUGAAACACUAAAAUUAUGUGUUCUCUUAAAAUUGUUUUGAAUAUCUUAUCAUAUAAACUACAUUUGAAGCUAUGU